AUGAGGCGAGGGCUAAGGGCUGCUGCGUGUGGCGGGAGGAAGGCGGAGCUACUCCUGGCGCAGGCGCGGGUCGAUGGGGAGGACUCUCGGGCCCCCUCCCCGGGCCGAGACACGAGGCGAGGGCUAACGGCUGCUGCGUGUGGCGGGAGGAAGGCGGAGCUACUCCUGGCGCAGGCGCGGGUCGAUGGGGAGGACUCCCGAGCGCGGUCCUCGAAGACGGCGAUGGCUCUGGCGAUACUGCGGGACUGGUGCAGGUGGAUGGGCGUGAACGCUCAGCGGUCUCUGCUCAUCCUGGGCGUCCCGGACGACUGCAAAGACCAGGAACUCCAGGAGGCCGUGCAGGCUGCCCUGUGUUCCCUGGGCAGGUACCGAGUGCUGGGCAAGGUCUACAGAAAGGAGCUGGGCUCGAGCGUUGCCCUGGUCGAGUUUGCUGAGUAUUUAAAUCGAAGCUUGAUCCCCCGCCAAAUACCAGGCAAGGGGGGGCCCUGGACUGUGGUCUGCCUGCCCCAGGCCCCUGAUGCUGAGUCACAGGAUAGACCCAAUUUCCCUGCACAGCCCCAGAGACAAGCAGUGGUUGGCAGGGCAGGUGAGGCAGGAACUGCAGGUGAGGAGGAAGCUGCAGGGGACGCGGGAGCCGCAGCUAUGGAGGGAGACGCAGGUGAGGAGGAAGCCUUAGGUGAGGUGGCAGCUGGAGGUGAGGAAGGAGCUGGAGUUGAGGCAGGAGCUGCAGGUGAGGAGGGAGCCUUAGGUGAGGUGGCAGCUGGAGGUGAGGCAGGAGCUGCAGGUGAGGCAGGGGAUGGAGGUGAGGCGGGAGCUGCAGGUGAGGCAGGAGGUGCAGGUGAGGCGGGAGCUGCAGGUGAGGCAGGAGCUGGAGGUGAGGCAGGAGGUGCAGGUGAGGCAGGAGCUGGAGGUGAGGCAGGAGCUGCAGGUGAGGCAGGAGCUGCAGGUGAGGCAGGAGGAGGUGCAGAUGAGGAGGGAGAUGCAGGUGCGGCAGGAGCUGCAGGUGAGGCAGGAGCUGGAGGUGAGGCAGGGGAUGGAGGUGAGACAGGAGCUGCAGGUGAGGAGGGAGCCUCAGGUGAGGCAGGAGCUGCAGGGGGGGAAGGAGCUGAGGGUCAAGCAGGAGCUGAAGGUGAAGCACGAGUGUCAGAUGAGGAGGGAGUUGCAGGGGACAGAAAUGUUGCAGGCGUGGCAGGACUUCUGAAUAUGGCAGGACCCAUGGGCGAGGCAAUGACUGCAGCUGAGAAAGCAGCUGUGGAAGCGGCAGCCGCCAUGGAUGAGGCAGGGCCCUGGACCCAGCAGUGGAGGCAGGCCUUGCAGCCCGUGCUAGAGAAAAUGGGCUACAAGGAGCUGGGAACCUUCUCUGGGGUGGAAGAGCCGGGCCACGGGGAAGAGUCCUUUGAGAGCUGGCUGGAGCAGGCCAACGACAUGCUGCACCUGUGGCGCCACGUGUCUGAGAGGGAGAGGAGGAGGAGGCUGGUGGAGAGCUUGCGCGGCCCCGCGCUGGACCUCCUGUGCGGCCUCCUGGCGGAAGAUCCCGAGCUGGCCGCCCAGGACUGCCUGGCCGCGCUGGUGCAGGGGUUUGGGAACAAGGACCCCCGGGUGAGCGCUCGGCUGAAGUUCGUGACCUGUGCCCAGCGGCCCCAGGAGACUCUCUUUGCGUACGUCAUGCGCCUGGAAGGCCUGCUGCAGUCGGCCCUGGAGAAGGGGGCCAUCCACCCGGCCACGGCGGACCAGGUGCGCGCCCGGCAGGUGCUGAUGCGGGCCCGGCUGAACGACACGCUCCAGAAGGAGCUGAGGAGGAUGCGGCUGACGCGGAGGCCUCCCGGCUUCUUGGGGAUGCUGCGGCUCGUCCAGAAGGCCGAGGCCUGGGAGGCCGACCCGGCUAGCAGUGAGCAGUUCCCAGGGGGAGAAGAGGCCCGUGUGGACGUGGGAGUCCUGGCAGCAGCCGCCCAGGCCGCCCCGGCCCAUGAGGCCAUCACCGAGGGCACCACUGCAGAUGGCACCAAGGCCUCCCCGGCCGGUGAAGAUACCGCCGCCCAGGCCGCCCUUUCCAAGGAAGGUAGCGCCGAGGACCACCCAGCGCGUGAAAAGGCCAGUGAGGCAGUUGCCGGCACUGCCGAGGCUGGCGAGGCGGCCCCUGAAGAUCAUGGUGCCGCCAGGGCAGCCCCUGGCCCUGGGGAGACCAGCAAGGCCUCCGUGGUCACUCAGGAAGAUGGAAGUGCUCCCGCCCCUGCGGGCCUAGGUCAGGCAGGACCCUCAGGUGCCCCCGGGGCCCCCAUGCCUGGCCGGGUGGGCAGUGCUUCCCCGGUGGCCCCAGGAGGUCCGGGCUGGGAGCCAGAGGGCCUCGCCCAGGCAGGAGGCCAGGAGGCCGAGGAGCCCCCCGAGGAGGGGCUCAAGCCCAUCCCGGAAGUGCCGGGAAAUGAGGACGGGGCUGCAGAGAUGAGCCCCCCGGGGUCCUCCUCGGGCCAGUAG
Balaenoptera ricei (Rice's whale) is the source of this 2472-nucleotide messenger RNA. RefSeq names its product paraneoplastic antigen Ma6E-like. The coding region runs from base 1 to 2472 and encodes 823 amino acids. Lineage: Eukaryota; Metazoa; Chordata; Mammalia; Artiodactyla; Balaenopteridae. The record is from RefSeq and is a predicted model, not a curated record. The transcript has 3 exons.